AUGCAUCCGAGUACGAGCACCACCUCCACACCCUUUUCAGUGAAGGAUAUUCUAAAGCUGGAGCACCAUGAUGAUUUUGAAAAUGAAUUCCUGACGUCUGAUCAAGUUGUUCCGAUGCAGUAUCAGCACGCGCAGAAUGUCCGGACCAGGAGCUUGUAUGAGUGCGCACAGACUGAGCCGUGCGCGUCCGAGGCGCAGGAGAAGCUCGAGACUCAGAGCUCAGCAGAGGAGGAGAUGAAUGAACAUGCUCUCAGUGGUCCUGACUCUUCCCCUGGCUGCAGCAGAGACUCCACUCUCGGCUCCAGGCUGCGCAGGAAGCCCCGCGUCCUCUUCUCCCAGUCUCAGGUGUCCGAGCUGGAGCGGCGCUUCCGACAGCAGCGCUACCUGUCCGCUCCGGAGAGAGAUCACCUGGCCUGCAUGCUCAGACUCACCUCCACACAGGUGAAGAUCUGGUUCCAGAACAGGAGGUACAAAUGUAAGCGGCAGAGGCAGGACCAGUCCUUGGAGCUGGCGGGGUUUCCUCCUCCCGCAGCGAGGAGGGUGGCGGUGCCGGUGCUGGUGCGGGAGGGCCAGCUGUGCGGGGCAACUUCAUCUCCGUUUAAUGUGACUGUGGGACAUUUUAACCCCGUGUUUGGGUACGGAAACGGCAGCAGCGUGUAUAGUUAUCACAGCAUGUCUCCUGCUGCUCAGAUGAACAACAGUAAACAGCUGCUGGAGUUUACAUGUGACAGCGAGGGGCCUUUGACCCACGGACACUUCCAGACUUCACCACAGAGUGUCAGAGGAUGGUGAACACCUGCAGCAGCAGCCUGUUAGCCUGUAAGCUAG
Cheilinus undulatus (humphead wrasse) is the source of this 828-nucleotide messenger RNA. RefSeq names its product NK2 transcription factor related 7 (gene nkx2.7). Bases 1 to 792 code for a protein of 263 amino acids. Gene Ontology annotation, cellular component: nucleus. Gene Ontology annotation, biological process: cell differentiation; regulation of transcription by RNA polymerase II. Lineage: Eukaryota; Metazoa; Chordata; Actinopteri; Labriformes; Labridae. Gene Ontology annotation, molecular function: DNA-binding transcription factor activity, RNA polymerase II-specific; RNA polymerase II cis-regulatory region sequence-specific DNA binding. The record is from RefSeq and is a predicted model, not a curated record. The transcript has 2 exons.